This is a messenger RNA of Abrus precatorius (Indian licorice), 1539 nucleotides long. RefSeq names its product transcription factor MYB97. The transcript has 3 exons. The coding region runs from base 1 to 1539 and encodes 512 amino acids. Lineage: Eukaryota; Viridiplantae; Streptophyta; Magnoliopsida; Fabales; Fabaceae. The record is from RefSeq and is a predicted model, not a curated record.
AUGGAGCGUAUUAAUGAAGCUGCAAAUUGUGAAAAUGGGUUGCUUGCGAUGGCCGGUGGCAAUGAAAGAGGCGGCGGUGUUGGUGGUGAAGGUGGUGGAAACGUGGAAGAGGUGACUCUUAAAAAGGGUCCUUGGACAACCACAGAGGAUGCUAUUCUAAUAGAUUAUGUAACAAAGCAUGGUGAAGGAAAUUGGAAUGCGGUGCAAAGGAACACAGGGCUUAAUAGAUGUGGGAAGAGUUGUAGACUCAGAUGGGCUAAUCAUUUAAGGCCCAAUUUGAAGAAGGGUGCUUUCUCCCCUGAGGAAGAGAAGCUCAUUGUUGAGCUACAUGCACAAUUUGGCAACAAAUGGGCUCGAAUGGCUGCUUUGUUACCUGGAAGAACAGACAAUGAAAUCAAGAACUACUGGAACACAAGGAUCAAGAGGCGCCAGAGACAGGGUCUUCCUCUCUAUUCAGAUGACCAUGAUCAUCAUUCACCAUCCACACCCACCAACACCUCUUCCCCAUGUGUCACCCCAACAGGAUCAAACCCCAACACUGCCCCAAAGUUUGAGUUUUUAAACCAACAUCAACACCACCCUCUAUCUCCAACUGCACCACAUCAUUAUUCUCCUCUCACUUCCCCUCUCCAACAUAGACCACCCUCAAACUAUAAUUCACCUCACACUUUCUUAGACCCUUCGCCUCUUCCACUAUCCUCAUCUUCACCUUCCCCUCUCUCCUUCACAUUCCAAAGACCUGCACCAGUUCUAUGCACUCCUCUUCGCUUCAAGCGCUACCGUUCCACUCCAAGUUACAACCUCCAAGCCCCUUCCAUCACCCCUUUUUCAUCUUCACUCUCUGAUCCUACUUUGACUACCCAUUUAACUGAUCCUGAAGGUUUCAGGUUCCCAAGUUCAAGUUUUUCUCAGUUUUUUCAACCCAAUUUGUUAGACUCCGAUCGAGGGGUUUCUUCUUCUUCCUCUUCCUCUUCAAUUUUCCCGACCAAGUUUGAACUCCCUUCAAAUCAUUUCUCAAAACCACUACUCCAAGAGCAAGAUAUUAAGCUUGAUAUUGAGUUCAAUGAUCCUGCUUUUCAAACCAGUAGUGGCUUGCUUGAGGAUCUUCUCUUGGAGGCUCAAGCACUGGCUUCUGGCCAGAACAUAAAGAAACGAAGUUACUUGAGUUUGAAUGAAGGAAAUGAUGUGUUUGAUGGGUGCCAAAGCUUUGAGGACUUGCCACUUAGUUCUGUUUAUUGGUCUUCUUCUACUCCAGGAUCCAAACCAAAGGAAGAAGCACCAGACCUGAGCAAAUUUAUGAAUGAGGACUUGUCAUCAUUGCUUACAGUACUUCCUUCUUCCAAUGCUCCAGUUCAAGAUUGGCAUAAUAACAAUGCACCAGAAGCCUCCAAUGUCCAUUCCUCUGGUAGUGUCAUGACAGAUGACAAUUUUGGACUUGACAUCAAACCCAUAGCUUCUUUGUUUCCUCUUACCAACACAACUAACCAUAAUGAAAACCCUGGUUGCUACACUUGGGACAAUUUACCUGGACUCUGCUAA